AAAUAGUUUCCUUGCUUGGCUAAUGGCUAGUAGCUCAGCUGUAUCUUUGUCUUCUUUUUGUCUUUGUUCCCGUUUUUUAGUGAAAGAAAGCGAAGAUUUUUGAAUCAUCCUUUCAGCCAGAAGAAAAGAGAGAGGCACUGCUGCUGCAGCUAGUAGUGUUGGACUGAUACUGCUUCUACGACAUUUCCUUUUCAAGUUUCUGACUUUCUUCUCAACUCAAGAGAGGAGGCACAAAAUAGAUACUAGUAAUACAAGCAUUUUCAAGUUUGGCUUCGACUUAAUCUUUUGCUUUUCAAGAAAAGAAAAUGGGGUCUUUCAGUGCCUCUUAAUCAUCAUCAUCAUCAUCAUCAUCAUUCUCAAUGUUCCUUCCUUCAAGAAGCCAAGAUGCUUGGGGGAUUUUAGAACGUGCCAAGCCCUGUGAUCGCAGGAUGUGUGACUCUCCAGUUAUGCUCAGCCAAAGUGAUUCUACCUCUAAAAUUCUGUAUUCUGAGGUGACCUAUGACAAUUCAAAAACUCAGGAAGAUCUUGCAGAUGAAGUCUGGAGCACCAGCUCUUCAUUGGAGGCAAACAAUGUGAAUGAAGAGGCUGGAAGUUUUGCAUCGUGCAUUAGAAGCAGCAAUCCUUAUCCUUAUAGAAUCCAACUUGAACGGGAUGUACGGAGAUUACAACAGCAGUUGCAAGAUGAGAUGGAAAUGCAUGCUAUUCUGGAAAGUGCUAUUGAGAAAAAUACAGUAAAAUUAUUUAGUCCAUCAUGCCUCCCACACCAUUUUGAACAGGCUCAGGAGCUUCUGUCCACUAUUGCAGUACUGGAGGUCACAGUUACAAAGCUUGAACAAGAGAUUGUUUCUUUGCAUUUCCAACUAAGUCAAGAGAGAAAUGAGCGAAGGCUUGCUGAAUAUCGUUUGAGGCAGUCAGCUUCUCAAUCAUUAUCUGCUUACUCCUUUGAUAGCAUGAAAGAAGAGAUUUCUUCUUCUUCGAGGAGUCUGAAGCAUUCAGAUUAUGAACUGCACCAAUCAGAGAAGAAUAACUCAUGCAAACACCAAGCAUCUGAAUCUACUGGUGAAACAUCUAGUGCUCAGUCUUUGACGGAGGAUUCAAUGAAGGCACCAGAGCUUUUCCAUGAGAAGAAAGUAUCCGUGCAGACAGAUGCCAAACCCACUCAACCCGCAGAGCUCAUGAGGCUUCCAAAAGGAAUGCCGCCUAAGGGCCUUUGGGACUACCCUAAUCAACUUUCAGAGGAGAUGGUAAGAUGUAUGAAAAAUAUUUUCCUGUCUCUGGCAGAUUCUGCUGUGCCAUCCAUGUCCUCUGCUUUAGAGAGCCAAUCCUCACCUGUGUCACCGAGAGGACAUCUGUCCAGUUCAUCAUGGUGGUCUUCAUCUGAGCGCUCAAUGAUUUCAUCAUGGGUGCAGAGCCCCCAGAUUGACAUACAAAGUAACUCUGAAGUGUUGGCAUUGGGCAGUGUCUUUGAUCCCUACAAAGUGCAUGGCAAGUUGAGUUGGGCAGACAUUGGAAACUAUGGUUUAGCAACUGAAGUUUCUUGGAUGUCAGUUGGAAAGAAGCAACUAGAAUAUGCAUCGGGGGCAUUAAGGAAAUUCAGAACACUUGUUGAGCAACUCGCCAAGGUGAACCCUAUCCAUUUGAGCUCCAAUGAGAAGCUUGCUUUCUGGAUCAAUCUGUACAAUGCUUUGAUUAUGCAUGCGUACUUGGCAUAUGGAGUCCCAAGGAGUGACUUGAAGCUCUUCUCGUUGAUGCAAAAGGCCGCAUACACUAUUGGAGGACAUUAUUUUAGUGCAGCUGCCAUUGAGUAUGUGAUUUUGAAGAUGAAACCACCUCUCCACAGGCCACAAAUUGCUUUACUUCUUGCACUUCACAAGUUGAGGCUAUCAGAGGAACAGCAGAAGUCUGUGAUUGAUGCACAUGAACCUCUUGUAGCAUUUGCCCUAAGCUGUGGAAUGUACUCGUCACCAGCAGUAAGGGUGUUCACUGCUAAGAAUGUGAGAGAAGAACUUCAAGAAGCUCAACAUGAUUUCAUUCGAGCUUCAGCUGGAGUUAGCAACAAAGGGAAGCUGUUGGUGCCGAAAAUGCUCCAUUGUUUUGCUAAAGGCUUUGUGGACGAUACGAAUUUGGCAGUAUGGAUAUCACAUUACCUUCCACCCAAUCAGGCUGCCUUUGUAGAGCAAUGCAUUUCACAAAGGCGACAAAGCCUUCUUGGCUCACGUAAUUGUGGCAUUCUUCCCUUCGAUUCUCGUUUCCGUUACCUUUUCCUGCCCGACAAAACUUCACGUUGAUGAUGAUGUUAAUACUAACCGCACCUAAAAUCUGCCUGUAUCUGGGAAAUUCAAUACAGGAUUAAUGUUAGGUUCCAAAUGUUGCUAACAUAAUUAGGUUGCACCCCCUUGUUAAUGACGCGACCUUUCUUGAUAACAGUGAGGAUGGAAGCAGUUUUUCUGAA
Messenger RNA from Populus trichocarpa (black cottonwood), 2452 nucleotides. RefSeq lists its product as uncharacterized. The transcript has 13 exons. The record is from RefSeq and is a predicted model, not a curated record. Lineage: Eukaryota; Viridiplantae; Streptophyta; Magnoliopsida; Malpighiales; Salicaceae. Bases 360 to 2288 code for a protein of 642 amino acids.